This is a messenger RNA of Salvelinus fontinalis (brook trout), 6776 nucleotides long. RefSeq names its product striatin-interacting protein 1 homolog. The record is from RefSeq and is a predicted model, not a curated record. Gene Ontology annotation, cellular component: cytosol. Bases 510 to 3038 code for a protein of 842 amino acids. Gene Ontology annotation, biological process: cytoskeleton organization. NCBI's taxonomy places the organism in Eukaryota, Metazoa, Chordata, Actinopteri, Salmoniformes, Salmonidae. The transcript is spliced from 23 exons.
GAGGACGCGCUCUUUGAAAGGAGGGAGUAGUGUAACGACGUUUAUAAACGCGGAAAUCUACUCUACCGCUCGAGCAUGCUUCUGCGGUACAGUCGAUAGCGCGCCGGACCUCGGGCUAGAAGAUCGAGGGUUCGAGACCUGCUCCUUGCCUGUUUCAUUACAAUAUCCAGUCAUUCUGACAGAUCAAGAUGGAUUACACAGCUGUGUGAACACGGUGUGGUUACAUUCAAGCAAUAGAUGUGCCAUUAUGGAACGCUCAGCAUCAGCACCAAUUCAUUGACCGCAUUAGAUCACUCGCAUCCUCUACCCUACUGAUUCACUCGUGGGCAAGACCAACCCGCCAGUCACCAUUUACAGUAGAAGUUAACCCCGCCCUCUCUGGCGUCCAGUCAACCAAUCACAUCGACGGGGACGGAUUUUCUGAACUUGGAAUACUGAAAUCUGUUACAAUUUGACAGGCUCGAGAACCCUACCGGAAUGCAUGAGCUGCAGAGAGAGUGAACGAACCGAUGCAGGCAGACGAAAUGGAGGUACCUAUCAUUAAUAACAUUAACAAUAACUGCAACAAACAAAGGCCUCUGCCGAAUGGGAGAGAUGUGCUCAAGAAUCUGCUGAAGGAUUGGGAGAGCUCCAUGGAGUCCCCUAACCUGGAGUUUGAGUAUGGGGACACAGACAGCCUGACUGCUGAACUCUCAGAGAUAUACAGUUACACGGAGGAGCCCGAGUUCGCCCUCAACAGGGACUACUUUGAGGAGGAUUUCAGGAGCCAUGUGCGGGGGAGGAGGUGGAUUGAGCUGGGUCAGGAGCAGCAGAGGGCCUAUGUGAUGAGACUACUAGAUGCUUUGGAGGUCACUGACCGGGACAAGAGGCUGAAGGUGGCCCGGGCCAUCCUCUACCUGGCACAGGGGGUGUUUGAUGAGUGCGACACGGACGCGGACGUGAUCCACUGGUCUCGCCACAACGUGUUCCUGCUGUAUGACAUGGGCAUCUUCACCGCUCUCCUGGAGCUGCUGAGCAUGGAGAUCGAUAACAACCAAGCCUGCAGCAGUGCAGUGAGGAAACCUGCCAUCUCUCUGGCGGACAGCACAGAACUCAGGGUCUUGCUAAGCAUCAUGUACCUGAUGGUGGAGACCAUCCGUCUGCAGACAGAGGACGACAGGCCUGAGUGGAGAACUGCCAGAGAGGCCUUCAAGACUGAACUGGGUUCUCCUCUGUACAACGGAGAGCCAUUUGCCCUGUUGCUCUUCACCAUGGUGACCAAGUUCUGCAGUAUGAACGCUCCACACUUUCCCAUGAAGAAGGUCCUGCUGCUGCUCUGGAAGACUAUCCUGUUCACGAUGGGGGGAUUCGAGGAGCUCCAGGAGAUGAAGGUUCGAGGCAGAGAGAGGCUGAGCUUGCCUCCCCUACCUGAGGACAGCAUCAAGGUGGUCCGGAGCAUGAGAGCAGCCUCUCCUCCAGCCUCGGCAAUGGAGCUCAUAGAACAGCAACAGCAGGCCAAGAGAGGACGCCGCAGCCGCAGGAGUGCCUUUGUUGAUAGCUUGGAAGGAGACAGUCCCUUUCCCAAGAAGCAGCCCCUGGUAAAGCAGGACAGCCUAGACACGUACAACGAGCGAGACCCCUUUAAGAACGACGACGCACGCGACGAGGAGGAGGAUGGCGAGGAAGCCGACAGUGGCAUCGAGGGCGAGGUGGACCCCCUGGACCGUGAUGUCAUCAUCCAGCCGCCACCCCCACCGCCCCCGCUCAGACCCCCCACUGAGAGAGCGUCCCUCCCCAAGGGUCUGCCCUGGGCCCCCAAAGUCAGAGAGAAAGACAUCGAGCACUUCCUGGAGACCAGCAGGAACAAGUUCAUCGGCUUCACUCUGGGAAAUGACACAGAGACACUGGUCGGUCUUCCUAGGCCCAUACACGAGAGUGUCAAGACCCUUAAACAGCACAAAUAUGUCUCUAUAGCCGAGAUGCAGAUCAAGAGGGAAGAGGAGCUUCAACAGUGCCCCAUGACCCUGGGAGAAGAGGAUGUGGAUGAGAACCCAACAGAGAUCCUGUAUCUGGGAAUGCUUCCUAACCUGUCUCAGUAUGUGAUUGCCCUUCUGAAGCUGCUGCUGGCUGCAGCACCUACCUCCAAGGCCAAGACGGACUCCAUCAAUAUACUGGCUGAUGUGCUGCCAGAGGAGAUGCCAAUCACGGUCCUCCAGAGCAUGAAGCUGGGUAUUGACGUGAACAGACACAAGGAGAUCAUUGUCAAGGCCAUCUCUGCCCUUCUGUUGCUGCUACUCAAGCACCUGAAACUCAAUCACAUCUACCAAUUUGAGAUUGUCUCUCAACACCUGGUGUUUGCUAACUGCAUCCCACUCAUCCUCAAGUUCUUCAACCAGAACAUCAUGUCUUACAUCAGUGCCAAAAACAGUAUAUGUGUGCUGGACUUCCCUCACUGUGUGGUCCACGAGAUGCCUGAGCUCACGGCUGAGAGCUUGGAAGCUGGAGACAGUAAUCAGUUCUGCUGGCGUAAUCUCUUCUCCUGCAUCAACCUGCUGAGGAUCCUCAACAAGCUGACUAAAUGGAAACACUCCAGGACCAUGAUGCUGGUGGUGUUCAAGUCUGCUCCCAUCCUGAAGAGGGCGCUGAAGGUCAAACAGGCCAUGAUGCAGCUGUAUGUCCUCAAGCUGCUCAAGAUACAGACCAAGUACCUGGGCCGCCAGUGGAGGAAGAGCAACAUGAAGACCAUGUCAGCCAUCUACCAGAAAGUACGACACAGGCUCAAUGACGACUGGGCCUAUGGCAACGAUAUCGACGCACGGCCGUGGGACUUCCAGGCGGAGGAGUGCGCCUUGAGGGAGAGCAUCGAGAAGUUCAACAGCCGUCGCUACGACAAGAACCAGAACGGCGAGUUUGCCCCGGUGGACAACUGCCUGCAAAGCGUUCUGGGCCAGCGUGUUGAGCUGCCGGAGGACUUCCACUACAGCUAUGAAAUGUGGCUGGAGAGAGAGGUGUUUUCACAGCCUAUCCAAUGGGAGGGUCUACUACAACAGGCCCAAUGAGCGGGGAGGACACACAUACCAGGGACACAAGCCUACGACUACUGUGAUCUUCGUGUAAAUAUGUGGCAAAAAUAGAACAUCUGUUUGUAAUCACCUGUAUCCAUGCAGAAAUUGUACAGUAAUGAUAUAGACACUAAUAACGAUGUCAUGGCAACUUGGUAGGAGCAGGCUCUUACAGUACAAGCUAAGUGGAAUAGUGUCACUAUUCUGUCAGUCACAACAACCAAUCCAACCACUAUGUCCAAACCACCAGUUCAUUUUUUCUCACUCAAUUUGGUUCGCUUCUGUGCUUUGUGGAAUAAUUCAUUUUAAAACCAUGGCAUGUACUUUUUUUAAUGAAGAUGUACAUUUUAAGUACCGACACUGUUUUUAGUUUAUGUUGUUACAUGUGUAUUUAUUUAUGGUCACAGCCAUUAUGUUUUAGUUCGUAAAUCUCAUAGCUGCAGAUGAUAUUGUGGUUGAUUUAUAUAUUUCUAGAAAAAAGGCAUUUUUGGAAAGAUAGUACUCUGUAUUAACAGACUAACAAUUGAUUGAUUGUUUUCAAUUAAAAUAGUAAAACAUAUACAAAAAUAGCUUCUUAGCCAAGAGCAAUUUCUCUAGCAAGAAUUUUGCUUGGACUGUUGUCGUGGAAAAUCAUCUCAGAAAUAUAACGCUUUAUCAGAACUUGUGAAAUCAAAACAUGCUUUUAUUUACAAUAUUAUAACCAUCUCGAAUGUCCCACCGAACCCCCUCUCUCCCAGAGCACUAGUUCGCUCUUUAUACCCAAAUAGCAUAUGAGUCCACCCCAUAUGCAAAUAAGCAUACUUCCCCUAUUCUUUGUGCCAUCAUUAUCUUUUUAGUUCAGGCUUCCUGCUUGUUCACACAUACUAACGCUCAUCAUCUGCUUUCAGUUAAAUUACAAUAGUGGUCAGACCCUCUAUCUUAGUGUCAACAUACUCUGUGUCCUUCCCCUCACCACUAAAUCAAUGCACUCUUUGUUCUGUCCCCGCUAUCCCUAGGGUAUCCAAUUGCUUAUAGGCAUAUUUCUCUGGUAUGUAUGUUUUUCUUUAGUGGAAUGAAUAGACUAUAAAUCUAGUGUGUCAAAGCGCCUAGUAAGCGCUUUGUCUGGUCAAUCUGUCAGCACAAUGGAGAAUAUACAAGGGUCAGAGGGUCAGAACGUCCCUUAGUAGAUUUCCAUUACCACGGUCUCAUGAUCUAUGUUACCAUGUGGUUUGUUACUUUAAUGUUCAGCUAUCUUUUAUAUUUAUAUGUUAUCCAUGUAUCUUAUGUUACUACUACACCAUCUGCUAAUCUUUGGUUUCCUGUAUUUACCAGAAUGGUAAAUGCACUCACAUCUGCCUUCUUAUACUAUUUUCUAGUAUACUCCUAUCUAUUGUUUAAUUGGUGUGAUAUCUACCUACAUAUGUCACUUACUCCUACAUAAUCUGGGAGUGGUCUGAGUAGGGAGGGGAAAACUAGCUGUUAUUGUCAGACAGGUUUUGAACUCUUUUAUCAGUCUAUUAACUAAUUUACCCCGCCUGCAGAUGUCACCAGGCAGACCAAAACUCCAUCCCAAAGAAACGGGAAGAAACAGCUCUUACAUUUAAAGGGCAUUAUCAUCAUUUUCACAAUUUCACAGUAUUAUUCCAACCUCAAAGUGUUGGGGAGAAUUAAGGGAGAAUUUAACAACAUGAACCCUUUCUAGGUUAAUAGUAUUUUAAUUUAUGUAAUCACUAACAGAUAUUCCUAUAAGUCAUUGAUUAUCAACUAGAUCCUACUGCGGGAUGGGUUUUUUUCUUGAGUGGAUGGUCAAGGGGGCUGAAACAACAUAAUUACAAAUAAUUUGUAUACAUAAAAUUAACUGCAAAAAACCCAAACAGAUAUAGUAUUUGACAAAAGAUAAUAACUUCCAAAAUUGCUUACAUUUGGAUGCGAUCACGUCUCUCUAUUAUGCGUGGGAAUACUUGGGAACAGAUUUCCAAAAUUAAAAUCACAUGGAGCUGAUUUCCUGGUGUUUUAAGUUUAAAUAAAUAUUUUUUUAUGUCCAACAAUGAGGAAAAAAUGAGAUAAAAUCACCCGCGGGCCAAAUUCGGCCCCCGGCCCGCCAGUUGGGGAACCUUGCUGUAAGUAAUAUGUGGUAGUUAAUUUAUGUUUAUAAAGGUCUGUGAAGCCUUUGGCCAGAUGGAGAGAAAAGAAAGGAUAAGGACACAGGAAAACCUUUUUUGAGGCUGAUCUGAAGGGUUUGACCAGGGAUCGGGAGGCUUGAGGGGGUUCAUCGGCCCAACGUGGGAAGGCUGACUCCCUCUGGGAACCCCAAGAGUCCUGUGUGCUUCACUCUCUGUCCUCCCAAAGGUGUCAUGGCUGUCUUGGUUCAGCCCUCAGUCCACCUCCCCACUUCCGCAUAGCAGCUAACCUUGAAUAACAGCACAACAGCUGAAGGGCUACACCUGUCCUUGUGAGGCUGAUCUCCCUCGCUGAAUACACAGUAGUUGUCACACAAUGGUGCUGAUUUUUAUGACAUCUGUUGUCGAGUCAAUUUCUUUCAUUGUAAAGCAGAACUACCUUGGGCUGUCAAGGCCAUUACGUAUUCUCUUGAGUGUUCUGUAAAUUUCUCUUAAGGUUAUGGAACAUUCUCUGAUGACACAAGCACACAAGACAUGAUCAUGGUCACUUUUUCAUAUAAUCUAGUGUAGUCUUUAGUGUUUCUCUCCGGGGAAUUUGUGUAGGCGCCUGAGAUGUCCUUUGUUGUAUUAUCUUUGUAUUGAACGAUGAUUGUGUAACUGUAUUGCGCUUCUUUGUGGAAUCUAAGUCUGCAUGGCUGCAGUUUUAUACUUCUGUUUGAAUAUGUCAUAUUUAAAACUAUAUUCUGAAAUUUUAUACAAUAUUUCAAAAUGUGACUUUUGUUGAAAUUCCAAUUUUAGAACACAAAUUCAAAAUGUACUCUCACUCACAAUUUGGUAUAUGUAGGGUGUUUUGGUAAAUGCACCUACAUUUGUCUAUUGAGUCAGCACCAUGUCUGCUUCUGGAGUAUGUCUCAAAAGACAUGUCAAGUUUGUCCCACACAGGUGAAGAAGAAAGUCAUUUGACGUUCGGAGUUUUCUUGAAUGCAAAAGCUUUCAAAAUAACAGCUUAUCUUGAGGUUCUCAGGUUCAGAAUGUACAAUAAUUGUAAAGAUAAACAACUAUGGCUUCCUCCUCACUACCUAUACAGUAUGUAAGUAUGAGUGGAACUGGUGGAAUAGCAAUAACAUGAUAAUCACAAUCUAAGCAUUGAAAAGUAGUCUACACUUGGAUUGGCACAUGCAGUAACCUAACACAAUGUUGAUAAUUUCUUUACACUUGUUGCAGUUACACCGGACAUUGUUUCAGAAACCCUAACCUUGUGCCAAAGUAAUGAGUGCCAGUUUCGAUUAGAAAUGAAUGCCUUACUCAGAGCACCUCUCAUUUGAAACAAUGCAAUAUCUCUUUUUCUACCUACAAUCACUGGAAAUACUCUACAGUAUAUGUAUGUAUGAGUUCCGGCAGUUGGAGGAUGUGUUCCUAGAUGUGUUUUGCAGUGUUUGGAUAAUGCUGUUUGUGUGUUUUUGUCAUAAUUAUAGGACAGGGUAAUAAUAAUAAUAUUGGUUUUGUUCAGGGGUAUGUGCAAUGACUGUCCUGUACAGCGGCAUUAUUCUGUUGAAAGACAUCAGCGUUGAAACUUGUAAGAUAAUUCUGUCCUUCAUAUACUGUCUUUUCUAAAUAAAGAGAUCCGUGGUUUUAA